UUGUUCAGAGACACUGUUUGGAUAACUGAGUGAUGUCUGGUUCGCCGCUUUGUACCUGUUACGACUUGUAAGGGCGUGCGUGCGUGUGUGUGUGUGUGUGUGUGUGUGUGUGUGUGUGUGUGUGUGCGUGCGUGCGUGCGCACGCGCGCUCCCAGGUGCAGAUCGGGCGCGGCCUCAGCGCAAAAAAAGCGAAGUGUCGCGAGCGCCAUGGCCAUGAACGAAAGGGCCGCGCGAGCUCUGAGGGAAAUCAUCAAGCGUCAAGGCAACGGAACGUGUGCGGACUGCGGAGCUCCCGACCCAGAAUGGGGAUCCUGUUCCUUGGGAGUGUUUAUAUGCCUCGUUUGUUCCGGCAUCCACCGUAACAUUCCCAACAUCGGAAAGGUCAAAUCUGUCCUACUGUCAAACUGGGAGGACUUGGAAGUUCAGUUCUUGGCGGAGAACGGAAACGAUGUGGCCAAAAGUAAAUUCGAGGCUUAUGUGCCAGUGUACUACUACAAACCCACUCACAAAGACUGCCAAGUCCUGAAAGAGCAGUGGAUCAGAGCUAAGUACGAGCGGCAGGAAUUUACCCAAGACGCGAAGACUCUGGUGUACGAACAGGGAACCAGAGAUGGGAUGCUAAUGAAGAGAGGGCGAGACAACGGACAGUUCUUCAGCAGACGAUUCGUCCUGUCUGAAAGGGAAGGGACACUUAAGUACUACAUAAAGUUUGAUGCUAAAGAACCUAAAGCUGUAAUAAAGGUGGACACCAUCAACGCCUCAUUUCAGCCGGAGAAGAUCGGCAACCCCAACGGCCUCCAAAUCACUUACCUUAAAGACUACAACACGCGCAACAUCUUCCUCUAUCAUGAAAACAGCAAGGAAAUAGUGGACUGGUUUAACGCGAUUCGAGCCGUCCAGCUUCACUACCUGAAAGUAGCUUUCCCUGGGUCUUCUGACAUCGAAUUAAAACCCAAACUGACGAGAAACUUCUUGAAAGAGGGCUACAUGGAGAAGACAGGACCAAGGCAAACGGAGGGUUUUAAGAAGCGCUGGUUCACGCUAGACCACAGGAGAUUAAUGUACUUCAAGGAUCCUCUGGAUGCAUUUGCUAAAGGUGAGGUGUACCUGGGUCACAGAGACCUGGGUUACAGUGCCAGUCCUGGCUUACCAGCCAGCAGCCAAAGCAACAGCGCCUGGCAACAUGGCGUCACCAUAGUGACCCCCGAGCGCAGUUUUCUGUUCACCUGUGAGACAGAGGCAGAGCAGCUGGAUUGGCUGAAGCACUUUAAUCAGGUCCUCAGCCUGCCGAUGUCACCACAGGAGUACAGCAUGGAAGCCCUCUUCAAACAUAAACACUGACUGAUUUACGCACUUUUCUCGGCCCCAGCCUGACCUAUCACCUCUUGAUAUACUCAAGAAUGAAACACUACUGGUUUAUUUUUAUACACAGGAGAACUUGAGUACUGUUAGGCCUAGCGUGUUUACCGUAAUUUCCAAGCCAAGACGCCGAGAAGAUCAGGAUCCUUUUCAGUACCGGUCACUUUAAAAAGUUUUGUUUUUUUGUUUCUUUAUUGUUUAUCUGUAUGGAUUCGAUAUUGGAUUGUGUUGGUGUGCCUUAAUAGUUAUUGAUAAUAUACCAAACUACUGAUUUUUAAACAUUAGUUUAAAUUGCACAGCAGGAGAUUUGUUUUGUCCUGAGAUGCCCUCUACUGGUGAGGAAAUGCCAUGUAACUCUGAGGUUUUAUUUUUAAGGAAAAAUCCACCUUGACCUGUAUAUCAAUUCAAUAUUAUAAUUAUGUUCAGCAAAAAUAAAUAUCUUGUAUCGAUAUUAUGACUUGUUUGGUUUAAACCUAUUGAUUCCCACAAUUUACCUUCUAGAGACAGUGAUGCAGCAGAACUUUAAGGACUCAACAAAGAAGAAAGCUUACAGGCUCACAAACUCACUGCAGUUUACUUUAUGCUGUACUCCAGAACUGCAGAUGGCGAUAUGAAAAUUUAGCAUUAUCUCCAAUAACAAUUGCUGCACCUCAGUGUCAUCUAUCUUAAAAUACACCUGUAUGAAUACGGCAUGCACUUCCUGUAUUUCCAGGGAUUUCAGAACAGCGUAACAGAUGUUGUGUCAUCGGGUAGGCGUGGCCUAUUUGAUAAUAUAAAACCAACCCUAACUGUAGUUUUUGGUUGUUUAUUUGUUUUCUAAAAUAAAUCUACCUGUAUGACUGUUUUGUCCUUUGUAGUACUGUAUGCUCUUUUUUUUUUUUUGAAAGAGGGCGUUUUUCCAAGACCUCCGGAAACACGCCCUCUUUACGUCAUGGUAACGAAACCCCUGGAAUUUAGUGAAUGCCGUGUGAUAGCACGUCACUUAUAACAACCGAUCACAUGCUUGGUCUCUGCACAAAUUAUUCACUACAUCAACGUAACUGCCCUAGCGAUGCCCACUUAUGAUGAGCAAGAACAGACAUUUAAAUAUUUCCAAAACAAGUCUAGUUUUUUUGGCGUUCAGGGUGGAUUUUUCCUUUAAUUUAACAAAUUUGGACAUGCAGUGUAAUUUGUUCUUGUUACUUUUUGUACUAUUAUUGGUUUUUAAACUGAACUUUCCACCAGAUGUUUAAUACAAAGGAAAUAUAUAACUGUAAUCUAAAUCUUCAGAAUAAAUACAUAGACGAGCGUC
Molecule: messenger RNA, 2650 nt
Organism: Tachysurus fulvidraco (yellow catfish)
Lineage: Eukaryota; Metazoa; Chordata; Actinopteri; Siluriformes; Bagridae
Exons: 11
Coding region: 208-1341 (377 amino acids)
Biological process (GO): positive regulation of GTPase activity
Cellular component (GO): plasma membrane; intracellular membrane-bounded organelle
Molecular function (GO): GTPase activator activity; phosphatidylinositol bisphosphate binding
Source: RefSeq, a predicted model, not a curated record